Nezara viridula (southern green stink bug) is the source of this 621-nucleotide messenger RNA. Lineage: Eukaryota; Metazoa; Arthropoda; Insecta; Hemiptera; Pentatomidae. The record is from the annotation of a GenBank genome assembly.
AUGGGAGGAUUGGCAACCUCAAGAUUAGUCACUUCAUUAUUCGUAAGCAGGUCUCUCCUCGAUGAUAUAUUGCUCUACCCAGCACAAUUUGUCCCCUGCCACCAAAACACGAAGUGGACAAGAGAUCACCUCUUGUACAAGACGCCUCGGACGCGUUACUCAGAUAUAUGUUAUCUUCAAUAUAACGUUAUCGGCUCAACAAUAAGACCUCGAGGGGAACGCACCUCAAGGGAGGACGGAAUGCGGCCGUUGAAGGCAGGUAAAGAUUGCUGCUCGUCUUUUUUGUUCCGGCCUGGUUCUAGGUACGGCCUCCCAGCGGCUUCUAGCGGCGUACUCUCUCUAAUCUGUCUUUUGUGGUUACUUCUCAAUGGGAUAAUGCUAUUUGUAACAAUUAGAGCCAUUGUGGACGGUCCCGAGGUGUCAAAGGCCAUCAUUUAUCCUAAAAGAAAUAAGAUGUGGGAAGGCUAUCUCAACAACGAGAAUGCUUUGCAUUUGGCCCCAGUCGUAAAAGAUACGGCGUCCUCCAGGGGCGACCCAGAUACCCUUUUAUAUCUGGAUAUGCUUCGGAAACUCUGGCGCUACAAAGCGAGUGAUAUGUGGAACAGUGAUACAUCCGACUAG